Molecule: messenger RNA, 1533 nt
Organism: Fulvia fulva
Lineage: Eukaryota; Fungi; Ascomycota; Dothideomycetes; Mycosphaerellales; Mycosphaerellaceae
Exons: 3
Coding region: 1-1533 (510 amino acids)
Biological process (GO): transmembrane transport
Cellular component (GO): fungal-type vacuole membrane
Molecular function (GO): transmembrane transporter activity
Source: RefSeq, a predicted model, not a curated record
AUGGCAGCUAUCGCUAAGCCGUUCGUUUGGUUCUAUCAUGAGUUCGGCCUGGACUCCGUGCAGGCCACUGGGCGGAAUGCCUGGCUCAUUAUCUUGGCAAGAUCGUUGCGUAUGUUUGCCUAUGGCACGAAUGCUUUGCUUCUUGCUCUUUUCUUCAGCGAGAUCGGCUUCUCGGAUUCUCGUAUUGGCCUCUUCAUGACUCUCACGCUGGCAGGAGAUGUCGUCCUAGGAACGUUCCUCACCCUGAUCGCAGAUCACGUGGGAAGGCGCAAAAUACUGUUCGGUGGCUCCUUCCUGAUGGUGCUCACGGGAGUCGUCUUCGCCUACUUCGAAAACUUCUGGAUCCUGCUCUUCGCAGCGCUGAUAGGAGUUGUCAGUGCCACAGGUGGUGACUUUGGACCGUUUCGAAGCAUUGAAGAGUCAGUCUUGUCGCAGCUUACUACGCCCAAAGAAAGGUCAGACGUCUUGGCCUGGUAUGUCACACUCUCGGCACUGGGCUCAACCCUUGGAAGUGAAGCAUCCGGCCGCAUCAUCGAGCAUCUACAGAGCUUUGAUGGCUGGACCUUGGCAGAUGCUUAUCAUUCCUUGUUCUGGAUCUAUGCCGUGAUGGGUGUGGUCAAUGCCAUACUCGUGCUUCUCCUUACCAGCGCCUGUGAGGCCGACGUGCAACAGGAGAAGUACGCACAGGUGCCACAGGACGAGUCUGAAGAUCACAGUAUUGAGCUCGUGGACAGGCCAAACGGCACAAGUACACAGCGUCCGGUCUUGCCAGUCUCCGAGCCCAAGGCCAAGUCAUGGACAGAAUGGCUGUUUAGCUGGAUGGGGCAUAUCUCCAAGCCAACUUUGUCGAUCGUAUGGAAGCUUUGGGUUCUUCUCGCAAUCGAUAGUUUGGCAGAUGGCAUGGUUCCCUACUCUUUGACGAAUUAUUACAUGGACAACAAGUUUCACCCCUCGAAGUCCACACUCGGAGAUCUCACGUCAAUCAGCUACUUCCUAACUGCCAUUGGUGGGGUCUUCGCUGGGCCGCUCGCACGCAAGAUCGGCUUAGUAAACACCAUGGUGUUCACGCACAUACCUUCUUCAACCGCUGUGUUGGUCUUUCCACUUCCGCAGGCUCUUUGGGCGACUGCGAUUCUCCUGUUCUUGAGAGCUGGCUUAAACAACAUGGAUCAAGCUCCACGUUCAGCGUUGAUUGCUGGCGUGGUGAGACCUACAGAGCGUACCGCAGUCAUGGGCAUCACGUCGAUGUUGCGGACACUAGCCGCGACAGCGGGACCAAUGGUCACCGGCUUCCUGGCGGGGAGCAAUCGCUUCUGGAUCGCCUUUGUCGCGGGUGGCGCUUUCAGAUUGACAUACGAUGUUGGACUUUGGAUUAUCUUCGUGAACGUCAAACUCAACCAACAUGAACCGGCUGGGCCGGAAAUGCGACAGAGCAAUACCCAGGAACGGAGGAGGUCUCAGGACGACGCAGAGAUAGGCAGUCUGGCAAGUUAUGACGAUGAUGGUAAUGAUGAAGCAGUACGGGCGAAAUGA